AUGGAUGAAAAAAGCUAUAAAUAUCCAAUAAUUAAAGAUGCAUCUCUGCUCUGCUACCCAAGAUCCAAUUUUCCAAGAUGCAAACACAGAGAUAAUGAGCUGUCAAUCGAUAAUGUAAGGACUAUAAAACACUCUCCGGCUCUGGAGAAGGCCUCACUCAUCCAGAACCCAAAGAACGAGAUGAACUCCUUGGUCUUCCUCCUCUCAGCUCUAUCUUUCGCGGUUCUUGCGAGCAGUCGUGGCUUCUACCAGUGCCAGCCUUGCAGGGGGGAGGAGUGCAACGUGCGGCCGGAAGGUUGCAAGUACGGCAUGGAUAAGGGCCCCUGCGGCUUAUGGAGGUGCAAUUCCGGACCCGGACAGCGGUGCGGCGGGAGAGACAACCACCUCGGCAAGUGCGGCAAUGGCACGACCUGCAAUUGCGGGAUAUGCAGGGGCUGCAGCACCGACAUGUACGAAAUUGUUGACUCAGUAGCAGAUGAAUCCUUUGCUGCACUCGAUGAUACCAAUUUCGUACAUGUCGGUGCUGCAGCCCCUGCAUAUCCCGCAAUUGCAGGUCGUGCCAUUGCCGCACUUGCCGAGGUGGUUGUCCCUCCCGCCGCACCGCUGUCCGGGUCCGGAAUUGCACCUCCAUAUGCCGCAGGGGCCCUUAUCCAUGCCGUACUUGCAACCUUCCGGCCGCACGUUGCACUCCUCCCCCCUGCAAGGCUGGCACUGGUAGAAGCCACGACUGCUCGCAAGAACCGCGAAUGA
This is a messenger RNA of Nezara viridula (southern green stink bug), 750 nucleotides long. Lineage: Eukaryota; Metazoa; Arthropoda; Insecta; Hemiptera; Pentatomidae. The record is from the annotation of a GenBank genome assembly.